Notothenia coriiceps (black rockcod) is the source of this 1027-nucleotide messenger RNA. Its product is annotated as GTPase IMAP family member 2-like. NCBI's taxonomy places the organism in Eukaryota, Metazoa, Chordata, Actinopteri, Perciformes, Nototheniidae. Gene Ontology annotation, molecular function: GTP binding. The coding region runs from base 197 to 1027 and encodes 276 amino acids. The record is from RefSeq and is a predicted model, not a curated record. The transcript has 4 exons.
CUGCGGCUUCAGAUGUGGCAAAACAAGAUAUUCCUUUCUGGCAUGGGGAUCUGACAUACCACACUGCUUCACUUUGAAUUUGGACAGUAUGCUGUAACACAAGAUAUGAUAUGACUUCAAGCAACAAUAGGAUCAACUGCAAUUAAAGAUACAACAACUUCAGGCGCAACUACAAGUGGAAUUCCUCUAUCACAAAAUGAAGAAAUCAGCGUAUGUGUCUGACCUCAGGAUUGCGAUAUUUGGAAAAAAUCCAAAUGAAAAGACAACACUGAGUAACUUUAUCACUGCAAAAAGAGAUGGUUCUCUCCCAAGAACCCCAAAGCAAUGUGUACAUGCCGAGGGAGAGUGGAGGAAAAAACCUUUCACAAUUCUGAAAACUGCAGACGUCUUCAGUCUGCCACUGGAGAGAGUAAGACUUGAGAUAAAGAAGUGUGUGGUUCAAUGCUCCCCUGGACCAAAUGUUCUGCUCCUGUUAGUGAACCCUUCUGAUUUUACUGAGCAGGAUAGGCAACAAAUCAAGUUCUUCAUGAACUUCUUUGGACCAGAUGCUUUUAAAUACGCAAUGGUUAUCAUAACACAAAAUUGUGGGCUAGGUAAUCCUUCAGUUAAUCAACUCAUCCAAGACUGUAAACAAAGGCAACAUAUAAUGGACUGGGAUGAAGAUGAUUUUCCUGAGUAUGAUCACCAAGAACUGAUGGAGAAAAUGGAGAACAUAGUGGAUGAAAACAGGGGACAAUAUUUAGUCUACACUGAAGACACAGGUCCCAUGGGAGCACCUGAAUGCACGAAACCAGCUCUAAACCUGGUUUUGUUUGGGAGACAUGGAGGCUGGAAGACUUCAGCAUCCAAUGCUCUUCUGGGAGAAAGAAAGUUUGGUCCACAUGUUGAAUCAUCAGAGUGUGUUAAAAGGCAGGGAGAGGUUUGUGGACGUAGGGUUACCCUUGUGGAGCUGCCUGCCUUGUCUGGAAAACCUCAGGAGGCAAGAAAGAAAGAAGCAUUGGAGAGCAUCUCCCUCUGUGAUCCCUGA